Molecule: messenger RNA, 321 nt
Organism: Trichomonas vaginalis G3
Lineage: Eukaryota; Parabasalia; Trichomonadida; Trichomonadidae
Exons: 1
Coding region: 1-321 (106 amino acids)
Source: RefSeq, a predicted model, not a curated record
AUGAAAAAUAUCGAACAACUGAAUGAGCUGAAAGAACAGUUCAAAGAGUUCUUUGUUCUUCGUGAUAUGGUCGACCACAUUAAUGAUCAUACUAUUGAAGAAAUCCUUGAUUAUAACAGAAAAAAUUUCACUAGCAACAGAACAAUUGUCACAAUGAUCGACAACUAUUGCAUGAUCAACUCUAUACAUACAAGAAAAUACUGGGAACUCUUAACAAAAGCAUAUGAUGAGAAGCCAUUUCUUUUUGAUCAUCAUUUUUUGAGGCGCAUUUCACUUAGAGAGCUAUUCAAGCGUAAGUACUUCCCCAAUAUGGAAUUUUAG